AGCAGAAGUAUUUUAUGUGGUUAAAGCUAUCUUUCUAAAAUGUGAGUCGAAGCUGAGAACCAAGGACUUAUUUUGUGUUUGGAGUGUUGGAUCCUUGGAAGACCAAAUCUAUGGGUACCCUGACCUUUUAAAAGGAAUAUUACAGUCUUCCUUUUAGAAAAUUUGUUUAAGAAAAUGCUUGGAGAAGCUUUCCUAAUUGAACUGCUAUACAAAGAAAAGAAAUAUAUAAAAUCUUGCAAACCAGUAACAUGUAAGAAGACCUCAAAUAAUGAAAAAGAAACUUGGAAAAUUAGGCUUUUGGAUACAGAAGACAAUUCACUUCCCCCUCUUAAGAGGGAAAAUCAAGAAAAUGUUAUGGAAGGAUGUUUAACUGAACAAAGUCAUGGUACAAAUCAAAUAAAAUCUGUGGUAAAAUGCAAAAAUACACCUGUUCUAGGAAAUGUAUCCAUUGCAUUGACCAUUCCAAAGAGAGAACAACAUGAUGAAAGACAAGUGGAUUUAUAUCGAUCCUGGUCAUGUACCAGUAUUUGCCAGAAUUAUCCUGAUCUACAGAUUGGAGGUGAUCAUGUGGGGAACAUGUAUGAUUCAGGUUGCUUUGUGGAACACACACAUGAUGAUAUUUCUAAUGGUCCUCUUUUACUUUCAGUGGAUAUACCAUUGGGCCAAUCUAUCACUGAGCCUCUCCAGAAAAAAAACACCUCAAAGUUAUUGAAUUGGGAUGAAAUUCGAGAAAAAAGUAUGUUGUUUCAUAAGCAGCCUCUCUCUAAUUCUAUGCUUAAUAACUAUAUGGAAAAAAAGGUGGAUGAACUCUAUAAACAGUUUUUGGAAGAAAAUCUCACCAGGUGUUGCUCCAUAACCAAUCUUAUAGCUUCCAAUCUGCUAAUGAACAAUGUAAAUCAGAUUAGUCUUCAAAUCUCCCAAGAGCAGAACAUAGAAGCAUCAAAAACUCAGGAAGCUCUCCUGCACUCUUUAGCACUAUGUAAUCUUCGUAACAUUUCCCAUGGAACCAGUUCUGAAUUCAGCACUCCUAACUUACAAAUAUCAAACCAAACAGGUAGGGAACUUGCAUUACAUUUACAGUAGGAAUCAACUGCACACUGGUUAAACUAACUUAAGAGACCUAACAACAAUCUUCUCUGGCUUAUCAUGUCACAUCUCCUUUGAGGUAUGGUUAUCAUGUUGCUUUAAAAAAUGAUUUGACUCAGUGUACAUCUGAGUUGUUGUAGGAUAUAACUACAAUAACUAAGUUUUAUGAGUGUAUUUUCUUACUGUUUUAACAUCAUUAUUGAUUGCUACAUUCAUGUUUGUAUGCUCUGUGUUUAUCUACAUAAUAGCCACUGGCACACCAAAUCAAUCACCUCACUGUCAUUUAGCUUUAAUUACAGCAAAAGCAGAAUAAGUAGUGCAUGAUUGCUCUAAGCUACUGAAAUGACCACUAGAAGCUAUGUCAGAAUGAGACAUUUAUUCCUCUACAAAAAGUUUAUAGACAUAUGAGUAGUGCUUAAAUUUUCAUUUUAUUUCUUAAAUCAUUCAUUUUAUUUCUUACAUCCAGGAUCUUUUACACUGACAAUCAGAAUAUCCUAGUGAAAUUUUACACACAUUCAUACACACACACACACACACACAUUGUAUGUUUUAUUUUUUGGUAUAUUCUAAUUCCUAAGCAAAGAAAAGAAAUAUACAAAGUUUUGCAAACCACUAACAUGUAAGAAGACCUCAAAUGAUGAAAAGGAAACUUGGAAAAACAAAUUUGUAAAUACAGAAGACAAUUUACUUCCCCAUUAGGAUGGAAAAUUAUAUGCUAUAUGUUGUAUAUUAUGUAUAAGCAUAUAUAUAAUAUAUACUAUAAUUUGUAUAUCAUGAUAUAUAUAUAAUUUUCAUAUAAAAAUUUGGGUAUGGGGUCUAUUAGAAAAUACU
Molecule: messenger RNA, 1917 nt
Organism: Sciurus carolinensis (gray squirrel)
Lineage: Eukaryota; Metazoa; Chordata; Mammalia; Rodentia; Sciuridae
Gene: Tasl
Product: TLR adaptor interacting with endolysosomal SLC15A4
Exons: 2
Coding region: 175-1083 (302 amino acids)
Biological process (GO): regulation of toll-like receptor signaling pathway
Source: RefSeq, a predicted model, not a curated record